GGGCUGUACGAAAUAACGUAGACAAAUGGCGGCUGUGUAGGUCAGUGGAGAGUCUGUCGUCGUUGUAAUACACCCAAAAGGCUCACCGAUAAGUCCCCAUUUUUGGAUCAAAGAAAAGUCUCGUUAAUUUAAGAAGCUCAGCAGCGCCUAAAGACGGCCAACUGGCCCAUGUAUCCAACAAUUGCCUACUUUGUUGAAGAUGCAGAAUGUGGUACAGAAUUCUGCUUCUGAAAGUGUAGGGAACUGCGUGAAACAGCACGAGGUCGGGCAUCGUGCAUUGGCCAACCCAGCAGCAGCUACUCCUGCGACGUCCGCUGCCAGUGCAAAGCCGAGCAAGCCUAGCAAAGGCAAUUCCGUCCCGAAGAGCAAUCACAUCGCGGGCAGAAGCAACAACCACCCAACAUCAACUCAUCAACCUCCAACACCCAAUCUGAAUCACAAGACUGUUACUGUGACAGACCUAGCCACCUCUUGUUCAACAGCCCUAGCUACUGAGAUAGCUAUCCAACAAGUCAAGCAAAGCAGAUCAUAUCGUCAAUAUAUGCCUGAUUCUUCUGACAGUGACAGUGACGACGUCCUUUCGGUGGAAUCUUUUUUUGUGGAGGAGUCGGAAGUGGAGGGCUGUGCGGACGACUGCCGAUGCCCCUCGUCUUCGGCCUCGUCGCUGGACGCGCCACGAUUCCUGCUGGCGGCAGCGGCAGCUGCCCAACACGACGGUCACAGCAUUGGCGAACUACCACGCAUCGACCCCGACACACAAGCCAGGAUUGAAGCCCUCCUCGAGGCUGCAGGAAUCGGUAAACUAACUGGAGGAGACAGCAAACGACUCGGUGAUCAAGAAGUACUCAGUCGGUUAACGUCCAGCGUAUCCUGUGCACUGGACGAAGCCGCUGCGGCAUUAACUCGUAUGCGAUCCGAAAACUCGAGUAAUUUUCACCAAGAAGCCCGGUCGUUAGUGGAAGCCUGCACUGACGGCGACGUCUCCGCUGUGCGGCGUUUGCUAGACGAAGGACGUAGCGUUCACGAAACCACGGAGGAAGGCGAGUCAUUGUUGUCGCUGGCCUGUUCGGCUGGCUACUACGAACUGGCGCAGGUGUUGCUUGCCAUGCGGGCCAACGUAGAAGAUCGUGGCGUCAAGGGCGACUGUACACCACUGAUGGAGGCGGCCUCAGCCGGUAACGCGGAUAUUGUUCGCCUGCUGCUGGAACACGGCGCCGAAGUCAACGCCCAGUCGUCAUCGGGUAACACACCAUUAAUGUACGCCUGUGCUGGUGGCCACGAGGAGGUAGUCACUCUCCUACUGGAAGCCAACGCCAAUGUGGAGGACCAUAACGAAAAUGGCCACACGCCGCUAAUGGAAGCCGCUUCGGCCGGCCAUGUCGGCGUAGCGAAAAUUCUUUUGAACCAUGGUGCCGGCAUCAACACCCAUUCGAACGAGUUCAAAGAAUCUGCCCUGACUCUGGCCUGCUACAAGGGUCAUUUGGAGAUGGUCCGUUUUCUUCUAGAAGCUGGUGCCGAUCAAGAACAUAAAACUGACGAGAUGCACACAGCUCUCAUGGAAGCCUCGAUGGAUGGUCACGUCGAGGUUGCCCGGCUUCUUCUCGAUUCGGGAGCCCAAGUUAACAUGCCCGCCGACAGUUUUGAGUCACCACUAACAUUGGCUGCAUGCGGUGGUCAUGUAGAACUGGCCAUGCUCCUUCUGGAACGUGGAGCCAACAUCGAAGAAGUCAACGAUGAAGGUUACACGCCGCUGAUGGAGGCAGCACGUGAGGGACACGAAGAAAUGGUAGCGUUGCUACUUAGUCAGGGCGCCGACAUCAACGCACAGACUGAGGAGACGCAAGAGACAGCCUUGACUCUUGCCUGCUGUGGGGGCUUCUCUGAAGUUGCCGAUUUUCUCAUCAAGGCCGGUGCUGAUAUCGAACUAGGAGCAUCCACGCCACUUAUGGAAGCAGCGCAAGAGGGCCAUCUUGAUCUGGUCCGUUAUCUUCUAGAAGCUGGCGCCAAUGUUCACGCUCAAACGGGAACGGGGGAUACGGCUUUGACUUACGCGUGCGAGAACGGACAUACCGAUGUGGCUGAAUUGCUUCUGCAAUACGGCGCCGAUUUGGAACAUGCGUCUGAAGGAGGACGUACACCUCUUAUGAAAGCAGCCAGGGCCGGUCACCUCUGUACCGUUCAGUUUCUCAUUGCAAAAGGAGCCGAUGUUCACAGGCAAACUACCAACAAUGAUCACACACCGCUCUCUUUGGCUUGCGCCGGUGGCCAUUUGGCAGUCGUAGAGCUUUUGCUCCUGCACGGGGCCAAUCCAUUUCAUCGUUUAAAAGACAAUUCGACCAUGAUUAUAGAAGCGGCGAAGAGCGGGCAUACUCAGGUUGUGCAGUUGCUACUCGACUAUCCCAGUUCCAUCCUGGUGACACCCGAUCAAGCCCAACUACCACCGGGCAUGAACUCAAGUGGCCAAGUGGUCCCUAUCGCAUCGGAGGAUUCGAUUGUUCCAUCACCUGCAGUAGUCACGGAUUCAGUUCCUACGGCAGCACCGCGAGUGCCGCCUGUCGGAGGAGUGACCACUACGGUUCCUACCACUGCACUGGGAGGAAGACCGGAACCGCAGGGAGCAGUUGCCGCUGCCUUAACCAGCCUUCAUUCGCCCAAUACCUCGCUGCCAGCCAUCGCAGCCUCUCUGACCCCUCUCACCGGAUCGUCCAAUCUAAGUCCGAGUGCGGGAGGAAACCAUUCAAUCUCAACAUUGGCGGCGGCCGCCCAGAAAAUGCUGACUAAGAAGCCGCUUGAAACAUCCACCUCCACCCCCGUCGCUCCCGCGGCCGAAUCUGAACAUCCAUCUUCGGCGGGGACGAAGAACGUCGCGCCACCUUCCUGUGAGCAUCCAUCUGGUACCGUCACCUCGACGGCCAGUAUUUCCUCGGAAAGUAAACUGUUGCCGGUCCGCUUCCCUCUGUCAGCUGAGGGACUUUCAUUUGAGAAAUCCCAAUUGGUAGAAGAAUUAGAGAAGAUCGAACGUGAAUUGCGAGAUAGAGCCCAAUGGUCAUCACAGGCCAGUAACACGUCUGGCUCUCAAUCGAGUCAUAGUACGGCUCUAAGCCCGGCAACCGCUGCCGCAUUGACGCACAUGCUCAAUAUGGAGGUUGAAUUGAAUCGACCCGGCGGGAGUGGAAUGGGAGGGAGCACCCUUGUGGGUCUGACUACACCGACACCCGUUAAUUUGGAAGACAUUGUCAAACUCCUUGAAGAGCUCCCUCCUCUUGAGUUUGAAUCUACCCGACCGUCGCCCGCCCCACCUGUGCCCAACCAGACUACGCCUUCCCCUUCAGUUCCUUCGAUCCUUCCACAGCCGGUACAACAGCAACCGAGAGAAAGCGUCAUAGUCACGAACCCCAACGUUGUCAGUAGCAGUUCCGCGCCCAGCACAAACGCCUCUAAUGCUGUGACGCCUGCCGCCAUUUCACCGGCUUCACUACCCCCAGCCGAAAGACCAAAAGCCAAAGCAGUCAAGAAGGAAAACAAGAUUCUCAAGAAGCAGCAGCAGCAGCAGCAGCAACAACAACUACUACUACAGCAGCAGCAGCAGCCUGCUCCUCAACAACAGCAACAGCAGCAGCAGCAACAGACAUCCCAAAUUCAACAAGCACAUCAACAACACUGGCAAGUUCCCGCUAAUGCGGUCCAACAGCAACAACAACAACAAUGCCAGCAACUGCAACAGCUACAACAACUCCAACAACUACAGCAGUUGCAACAGUUGAAUCAACACCUGCAGCAGCAGGUAAUGCAACAGAGACAUUUGAAGCAGCAAAAUCAAGCCACUUUGGCUGCUUUGCAACAAAACGCCCUCCAGAAUCAGGCGCAGUUGGCUGCGCUUCAGCAAAAUGUGGCACAACUUCAGCAAUUGGAGCAACAAGUUUUGGCACCGGCCUACACCGCUGGUGCGGCCCAAGGUCCAUCGGCGGCAGCAGCCACGGCCCAAUUUCAGCAAUGUGUCCAGCAGAUUCUUCAGCAAAAACAACAACUUCAACAACAAAUUCGACAGUUUCAGCUCCAAGUUGAACAGCAGCUAGCUUUCCCUCAGCAGCAGAUACCUCCAUUGGCUGCUGCGGCGGCUGGUGGUGGAAGUGUUCAGCCGGCAACGGCCAGUCGAGUUGAAAGAAACAACCUCGAUGGUGAUGUUAUCGCGGACACGGCAGCCAUUGCAAAGUUUCCACCUUACAAUAGCGACGAUGUCAACGGCGAUGAAGUGAAAUCUCCAAUCCGUGCCGAGAAACGCCCCAUUGACAACACGUCCAGUGAGGAUUCGUCGUGCAGUUCCACAACCGGAGGCCUGCAAGUCACUGGGGCUCCUGUUCCCCUUUUGCGACUCAAGAUGUUUCGGUUGCUGCGGCAAAUAUCGGCAUACAAGUCCAGAGCGCAGCGUUACCCAACGGAUCCACGGCUCAGUGUGUCACGGGAAUCACCUUUCAACCUCUGUCGGGGACCAAUGUUUCAAUACCCUGUUCUGCCUAUUCGGGUUCGAAUGCCCAGAAAUGGAUCACCUUCAACCACCUUAAUUCAUUAUCAGCAAUUACAGUCUGCCUCGACGACCAAUGUUCAGACAGGUUCCGUUUCUGCGUCCGGUCUUCAAGUAGUCACUUCCCAAACGCCAAGUUUGGCAAUUCACCAGCAAAUACGGCUGCAGUCGCUACAAAUACCGACAGGUCAAGCAGCUCUCGAGCCAAUGGUUUCUGCCGGCCCUACUUCUGUGGCUGCACCAGGUACGUUGGACACGAAAUGGUCGGGAUUUAAUAUGGGAACUUUUACGGUUCCGCAUCCGCCAGCCACCACCGGCGAUCAGCAACAGCAACCUCAGAUUUCUGGAGGUUCGCUUCCCGUUUCCGUCCAAUUGGCCAGCUCCUCAACGGAUAAAAAGACCAAAAGUGGUAAAAAAUCGAAAGUUGCAUCUGCGGCAACGCAACAGCAGAUGUACUCUGCUCCUACUACUGAUGCAAGCGGACUAGCCAUAGGAGGAAUAGGAUUAACUGGGGUCAAUGGCGUUGUUCAAACUGGACAGGCUGCUUUCGAUCCUGAUUUUGUAGAUUACGCUGACUACAAUCCCGACUAUUCUUCCUUCCUACCUGGUGUUGUACCGCCUGGAACGGCAUCUGUCCCUCCAGGGUCUAUGGCAGCCUCCAUACCUUCAGCGCACUAUGCAAGCAUGCCUGCAGGUGCUGCUGGGAUGUCGUCUGCCGGUGGUCUUCCAGUUCCUGCUUCCGUUCCACCGUCUGGAACAUCUGUUGUGACGGGAGGUGCAGUUGUUCCUAACGCAACAUCUGCUAGCCAAUACAGUCAACCUUUAUUACCGAUGCUGGAUCUGGAUUCCGAAACGGAUUCAAAUCAUGAUACUGCACUGACACUGGCUUGUACGGGUGGCCACGAGGAAUUAGUUGAGCUGCUCCUAUCCAGGAACGCCAACAUCGAGCACCGUGACAAGAAAGGAUUUACUCCGUUGAUCUUGGCCGCCACAGCCGGGCACGAAAAGGUUGUCGAAGUUUUGCUUAAUCAUGGCGCUAACAUCGAAGCCCAGUCUGAGCGGACAAAGGAUACAGCCCUCUCGUUAGCAUGUUCAGGUGGUCGCUACGAGGUGGUCGAACUCCUACUUAACCGUGGGUCCAACAAGGAGCAUCGCAACGUUUCGGAUUACACGCCUCUCUCUUUGGCCGCUUCAGGCGGUUAUGUUAACAUUAUCCGACUGCUGUUGGCCCACGCCGCCGAGAUCAACUCGCGCACGGGAUCCAAGCUAGGCAUUUCGCCGUUAAUGCUUGCCGCUAUGAAUGGUCAUGUGGCUGCCGUUAAGACAUUAUUGGAGAUGGGCAGUGACAUUAAUGCCCAAAUCGAGACAAACAGAAACACUGCGCUAACUUUAGCGUGUUUCCAAGGAAGACACGAGGUCGUGCAACUUCUACUGGAGAAAAAGGCCAAUGUGGAACACCGUGCCAAGACUGGAUUAACUCCUUUGAUGGAGGCAGCAAGCGGUGGUUACGUUGAAGUCGGCCGAGUACUCCUUGACUACGGCGCUGACGUCAACGCGCCUCCCGUACCCUCUUCGCGCGACACUGCGCUCACCAUUGCAUCCGACAAGGGUCAUGUCGACUUUGUGGAACUUUUACUGCAACGUGGUGCUCAGGCCGAUGUCAAAAAUAAGAAAGGCAAUUCACCUCUGUGGCUCUCUGCAAAUGGUGGACACCUAGAAGUGGUGGAGCUGCUGUACAAAGCCAAGGCAGAUAUCGAUUCGCAGGACAACCGCAAAGUUUCUUGUUUAAUGGCAGCAUUCCGCAAGGGUCACGUUAAAGUUGUGAAAUGGAUGGUGAAACGAGUGACUCAGUUCCCCUCUGAUCAGGAAAUGACACGAUUCAUUUCGACGGCUGUCGAUAAGGACCUUCUUAAAAAAUGCCAUCAUUGCAUGGAGGUUAUCCGAGCAGCCAAAGAUCACCAGGCAGCCGAGGCCAAUAAAAAUGCCGCUAACUUACUUGAUGAGCUCGAUAUGGAAAAGAUUCGCGAAGAUUUGAAACGAGCAGCUGCGGCUCGCAAGCGAGAAAAGAAGAAGAGGAAGAAGCAGGAAAAAAAGCAAGAGAAACGUCGUGCCGAGAGCGACGACCUCGAUAACGAUUCCCAGGAAAAUGGCAACGAUAACGACGAUGAUAAAGAUGGCGAAAACGGAGAGGAUGCAAUGAGCGAAACAGGUGAUAUUCCUGAUUUUGUGGAACCUCCUCCGACUAAUAAUAACAAGGAAGCAGAAGAGAAGCAAUCUUCCAAAGCCAAGAAGAGUAAGAAAGGCGCCAAAACAGCCGCAUUCGAUGCCGCCAUCAGCGUGGAAGAUGCUGUCGUUGUUGAAGUUUCGAAAAGAAAGGAGAAAGAAAUGGAACCGGAGAUUCAGCAGUUUACCAAGAAAACAUCUCCGCCGCCACUGGUCACCACCAGCACCUUCGAAGAUUCAUCUCUAUUGUCGAGCCGGGCCAGCAAACGGAAGAAGGAAAACGUGUUGUUGGAUAGUUUGAUUAUCGCAACCGAGAAAUCGGCCAAGAUGCCUACUCCUCCGAGUCAACAUCAGCAACGUAAUGGCCCGGAAUUGGACACACUAAAAGAAAUGAAUAAUAUUCCAUCGGCCCUAAAAUCGUUGUCACCCACUUCUCUGACAAGUCCCAAACGGCCCGUCAAGAGGGAAGAAGGCUGGAAGGAAGUUGUACGUCGAGGACCAGUCAGCAGUCGGGAGAACUCGAGUUCAAAUUUGGGCUCAACUUCAGCUGGAGGGAAGAAAAGCCAAUCUAGCGACCGUUCAUCGGGUACCUUGUCCGUUAUACAAAGCUCUGAGCGAUCGAAGAAAGUGACUGUUCCUUCGAACGCUAUUAGCCGUGUCAUUGGCCGAGCAGGAUGCAACAUCAAUGCCAUCCGUGAAAUUUCCGGUGCCCACAUUGAGAUUGAGAAACAAGGCAAAGGCCAGGGUGACCGUACGGUUUUGAUAAAAGGUCUGGCGGAAUCCAUCCGCCAGGCACAGCAACUCAUCAGCGCAUUGAUCAAAGAACCUGAGAAAGAGUUUAACGAGUUAAUGGCCAAAUUCCGAGCCGCCAAUGCAGCGGCAAAAGCAGGAGCCUCCGCUACAAGCGCCGGAGGGAAAUCCGCGACCGCAACGACGGCAUCCGCUGCAUCCCAGCCUAAAGUAACCCGAUCCGCCACGACAAUCGCAUCCAGCAAGCCUACAACAACUGCUCCAGUUUCUGGUCAGCCUGCUCCUGUUCCAAGUACUGUUGCAUGGGGAGCUAUCAAUACCCUGAUUGUCGCUGCUUCCUCUCCCAAAAAGGUAGUGUCUACCUCAGGAUCGAAGACCCCACCCGUUACCUCGGCUCCUUUGCUUGUUCAGCAGCAGCAACAACAACAGCAACAGCAGAAGAGUGGAGCUGUGCGUCAAUUGUUUCCUGAAGCUAAUCCAACAGUGAUCGCACCCGCAGCGAAGAAAGCCAUUGCUAGCGUUCCAGCUGCUACCACAUCCUCUGCAGCGAUGAAGCCAGUCGUGUCUUACACCGUGGCCGGUAGCAGCGCGUCAGUUCCAACUACCAGUAGUUCAGCCUCGACGCGCACUACCCCGGUCAUUUCGGGUCAAAUCCCAGCACCACCGGCCAAACUAUCUCCGCAGCAAAUCGCUCCUCAGGCGCCAUCUAAGGUGUCGGAUAAAACAUCUCCACUCAUGUCUGCCUCUCUAGUGACAAGUCAACAACAGCAAAUUCCAGUCCAACAACAGCCGCAGCCUGCUACUUCGCAAGCGCAAAUGAACCAACUGGGACCCGUCUGCAGUGGCCAAGCCCAGCACAUUUCUGGUUCGUCUUCGGUCUCCGUUCCCAAUUCAAACAGCUUGGUUUCUUCAAGGCCUAAUUCUGCCAGUCCUGUUCAAGAUUAUUCGCCGUUUAACAAUCUCUUCAGCAAAGUGGCGCAACAAACCAUGUGGGCCAGGGAGCUCCAGCAACAACAGCAGGGUUCGAAAUCGUCGUCAAAGAAUUUCGCUAGCGUGGCUGCUGCUGGAGUCAGUCCCAUACCGUCUAAGACUCCCACGUCCUUGUCUAACUCCCUAACCGGCCACCAGGCGGACCUUGGACCAUCUCUUCAUGUUGUGGAUGCAGCAAAAGCACCUGGCUACCGUGGGAAUUUGACAGCCUCUAACCAAUCACAGAGUGAAAUGUCAUCGAUGGACUUGCCGACUUCAUUGGCAUCCAGCGCUCCGGGAACACCGAUUCCGAGCUCGUGUCCUAUUCGAGCUCCAGUCGGCAGCCGUCCGCACCCGCUAACACCACCGCCACGGAUUGGGACACCUCCCUUGUUUAACCCGACUCCGAUUCAACCUUUAGGUCCUGUCGGAACUCGAAACAUGCAGUCAAAUCAGCAGUCGGGCGGUCCGCCAGAUUCGCACAUGAUGCCUCCGCCUCCUGCUGCUUCGCUGGCUCCAGGUGGUCCAUCGGCCACCGUGCGGAUGCGUCCUGCAACGGCGACAAGUCGAAUGCAGCACGAUCCUUCGCAGCAGCAGUCUCAGUUCGACGGGUUGCCAAUGCCCAAUUUCUACGGAAUCACGAGGCCAACAGGACCGAUGGGCGGUGGAGGAGUAGACAAUAUGCGACAGGCACCAUCAUUCCCCCUGGCUCCGGGAAUGGGCGGACCCCGAGGUAUAACAACUCUUCAUUAUCAGCCUCGUUCUCGGCGUCGGCGAAACUCAAUCCCAACGCUCCGGAUUUCGCAACCAGCAGGGGAGGAGGUGGCAGUGGACCACAGCAGCAAGGCUAUCCUUCCCAAAUGUACGGCGUUGGCAAUCGAAUCUCUUUCCUCCGUCUGGCUAUGGCCUCGGUUCAGCCAACGGUGGUGAUAUGAAACAACAUCAGCACAUGCCAAGCCAGACUUUCGGGACGGACUACCCUCCACCUAUCGGUACACCGUUUGGCGCAUCUGCCAGCGACCUUCAUCGCAUGAUGGGAUACCCCGGACCUGGAGUAGCCAACAGGAUGUCUG
This is a messenger RNA of Daphnia magna, 9537 nucleotides long. Its product is annotated as ankyrin repeat and KH domain-containing protein 1-like. The transcript is spliced from 13 exons. Bases 200 to 9394 code for a protein of 3064 amino acids. Gene Ontology annotation, cellular component: cytoplasm. The record is from RefSeq and is a predicted model, not a curated record. Lineage: Eukaryota; Metazoa; Arthropoda; Branchiopoda; Diplostraca; Daphniidae. Gene Ontology annotation, molecular function: RNA binding; protein binding. Gene Ontology annotation, biological process: innate immune response.